Monascus purpureus is the source of this 2651-nucleotide messenger RNA. Lineage: Eukaryota; Fungi; Ascomycota; Eurotiomycetes; Eurotiales; Aspergillaceae. The record is from the annotation of a GenBank genome assembly.
AUGUCGGGCCCCGAUCUGCCUCGUUCGUUGCUAGGCCGGAUAUCUGACGUCUUCCGGGGUUCGCCUUCUACAGGCUAUUCAACGGUUCCGGAACAAGCACCCGCCCAGGUUGCUGAACAAGGCCAUGCUGGGAAUUUGGUGGAAUCUGCACGCAGAGAUCCCGAUUGUAGGACUCGUCUCUUGCAAUCUUAUUAUCGUCGCGAACCCCUAUGCGGCUCAGGAUACUGCGACCAUGGCACAUUUUCCCCACGACCUGCCAGCAUUAAAUCAGAUGAAGGGUUUGCGUAUAAUGGGCAAAGAAGUUCGUUGGAUGAAGUAACUCAUGCUCGACUCUAUUCGCCGAAGAAUCCAGAGACCGCUUCCCAAUUGAAGUCUUCAUUUGAUGAAGAGGGGCCUUCGCCAAACAAUAGGGCCCAAUAUCUCUCAUACUAUGUUCCGUUUGUGAAUUGGAUCACCCAGUAUCGCUGGUCCUUUCUCCGCGGCGACAUAGUAGCUGCGUUCACGAUGGCAUCCAUUUACAUUCCAAUGGCUCUAUCUCUGUCUUCAAACCUAGCUCAUGCUCCACCCAUAAAUGGGCUUUAUUCAUUUGUAUUCUGUCCGUUUAUAUACGCCAUCCUAGGGAGCUCGCCGUUGCUGGUAGUGGGGCCAGAAGCUGCUGGGUCUCUGCUUGUCGGCACUAUUGUGAAAUCGAGUGUUCGUCAGGGGCAUUCGGAUGAAGAAGAUGAUGCCGCAAAUUCCGUUGUUGUGGGAGUAGCGACUGCCCUGGCGGGAUCAAUGGUAUUGGUAGCUGGCCUGAGUCGACUCGGAUUCCUGGAUAAUGUGCUAAGCCGGCCAUUUCUGAGGGGAUUUAUCACUGCCAUUGGUUUCGUGAUUUUUGUGGAUCAGCUCGUCACUCAAAUGGGCCUGACGCAAAGGGCGAAAGAGAUUGGAGGUAUACUUCAUGGAAGUACGGUGCAAAAGCUGGUUUUCAUUUUUGAAAAUGCACGUUACUCCCAUAGCCUUACUACUGCUGUAUCAUUUGGCAGCUUCGCCAUUAUUAUGGUGUUCCGGUAUCUGAAAAGAUUCCUCGAGCCGCGAUAUCCCCAAGUGGCCUAUUUCCCGGACCGAUUUCUGGUGGUGAUCUUUUCCGCUGUAUUGACGUGGAAGUUCGGCUGGGAUGCCAAGGGGUUGGGGAUUCUUGGUCCCAUGAAGGAUAGUGGCAACGGAGUCUUUGCGUUUGAGUGGCCGUUCAGCCACAUGAAGCAUUUGCGGACCGCGAUGAGUACUUCGUUUAGCAUUGCGCUCCUCGGGUUUUUCGAGUCGUCCGUCGCUGCCAAGGGUCUAGGCGAGGGCCGCAAAGAUGGCGUUAGAGGUAUGGGUGUCAGUGCUAACAGAGAAAUGGUGGCACUUGGCGUUUCGAACGUGGUGGGUGGUUGUUUUAUGGCCCUCCCUGCGUUUGGUGGAUACGGCAGAAGCAAGGUGAAUGCUUCAACAGGAGCACGAUCCCCUAUGAGCAGUAUCCUCUUAAGUAUAAUCACUUUCAUCUGCAUCAAGCUGUUCUUACCGUAUUUAUAUUAUCUUCCUAAAGCAGUCCUUUGCUCCAUGAUCUCUGUUGUCGCCAUCUCCCUUAUUGAGGAGUGUCCCGGGGAUUUGGCCUUCUUCGUCCGCAUUCGCGGAUGGACAGAGUUAACUCUUAUGUUCCUCAUUUUCACCUCCACUAUUUUCUAUUCCCUUGAACUCGGAAUUGCACUGGGGAUUGGUCUUUCUAUCCUGAUCCUUAUUCGCCAUUCCACGCAACCUCGAAUUCAGAUUCUAGGAAGAGUCUCCGGCACGCCUGACCAAUUCGAGAACGCAGAGCUUCACCCAGAUAGUGUGCAGUUGAUCGAGGGCGCGCUCAUCGCCAAAAUUCCCGAGCCUCUGACAUUUGCCAACACGGGUGACCUCAAGAACCGUCUUCGCCGGUUGGAAUUUUACGGCUCCAACCGAAUACAUCCUUCUGCCCCCCGCAUGCGUCCUCCGGAGCAUAAUAGGAACAUCAUCUUCGAUGUUCACGGAGUCACCAGCAUUGACGGUUCUGGGACGCAAGUUCUGUACGAGAUUGUGAAGGCGUACGUGGAUCAGGGGACGAGGGUCUUUUUCUGUCGGGUUCCCAAUACCGAAGUCCAAUGCAUGUUUGAGCGAAGCGGCAUAGUUGAAUGCUGUGGCGGUAUGACACACUUUGCUCGCAGUGUUGAUGAGGCCAUCCGACUUGCCGAAACCGAAGAUCGUGUUUUGGAAUAAUGAAGCUUCUCUCUUUGCCCGGUUGAUGAUUGACCAAUUUCAUGAAAAGCUGGCUCCCAGUGCCUUUCUACCAAGCCUCUAGCCUUUAUUUCACCGGUAUAUAUAUAGAUGAUGACUGUACGGAAGAUGGGCAUUCAUCGAUGCCAUCCAUGCAUAUUAGAUCACGAAUGUACGAAAUAUUUUUUCAGUCAAGUUCUCGAUCAAGCGUCAAGGCGUAAACUGCAUCUUCUAGCGUUCACCAGCAAUAGCCUUUGAUAUGGCAGCACGGAGCAAUCCUUCACUGGCUCGCAGAAUGAGCUGCUCCCUAUCUCUUACCUUUGAAGUGUCACCCGCCGAGUCAAGAUUUGUAGUAGCAACCAAUUUCAUUUUCCCUUCAGUUCCAAGAACAAAAG